AUGAGUGAUAGCUCAACCAGUGUCUAUACAAGAAGGUCAGCAAGAAUUCAGCUGGCCUCACAAUCAAAUAUGCAAACUCAAUUAAAAAGUCAAAGAAAUAAUUCCAUUAAAAAAGUUGAUAAAACAACAGCAUCAUUUACAUCAAAAGAUUCAUUAAAUACAAAAAGCAACACUAAGGACAACAGUGAUAUUAAAGAAAUGGAAGUUACGGUUAUGAUAGAACAACCUGAAGUAAUAAUGAACAGUGGCAAUGGUAAAGGUAAAGAAAAACAAAGUGACAUCGAUGAAUCGACAACUGAUAUCGAAAAAAAUAAUGGGAACGUGUGGACUGAAGUAACUAAUAAAAAGAAAAAGGCAAAAUAUACAAAUAAUACAGCAUUAAAUUCUAAUAUAAUAGAAGAUAAAGAAUCAGUGGCAUCAUAUGAAACUGACAAUAGUUUUCAUUCAGACUGA
This is a messenger RNA of Diversispora eburnea, 453 nucleotides long. The record is from the annotation of a GenBank genome assembly. NCBI's taxonomy places the organism in Eukaryota, Fungi, Glomeromycota, Glomeromycetes, Diversisporales, Diversisporaceae.